AUGAUUGAUAAUGGAUCACCCGGAAAAUGUAGUCGGAAGACUGCACUCGCCAUUCACUUCACACUUUCGCUCAUCGCAUUUCUACUCUGCCUGUUAGCUCUGAUCUCUCCAUCAUGGCAUGAAGUCAACUUGGAGAACGGCCGCACUGAACAUCAUCACGGUCUGUGGCUGGAUUGUAAAAGAGACUAUUCACAUGAUUAUGGAAGAUCUCGAGAUUACUAUGAAACUUUAUACAGGUUCUCAUAUUCAUCAAUCCCUCCGCAAAAACUUUUGAAAUUUUUACAGAAGAGAUAUGCAGGGUUCUCCUUUCUGGGCUUUUUUCUUGCCCCAACUUCAGUGUGUCUACAAAUUUGACUAUUACAUAGACCAAGAAGAUCUCUACGAUCAUAACCAUGACGAGAACCGCAUUCAGAACGACGCCUACCAACAUUUAUUCCUGGGUAGACUAACGAAUUUUAGCGACUAUAAUGUAUUGUCUGUUUCAGGUUGGAAAAUAGCAGCUCUAGUGGGAGUUGGAGUCGGAGUCAUAUUUGCUGGUUGUGCUGUUCUAAUGGGAAUCUGCGCAUUCUGUCACAGAACUUUCAUCGUUGCAUGUACCGUAAUCAUUACUAUCGCCAGUAAGUCUCUAGUCCAUGUUUCAUGUAAUCCGUUUUUUUUAUCCAGUGAUGCUUUCGCUUUUGGGUAAUGCAAUCUUCUACUUCUGGGGAAACACUCAAGACAAUAAAGUUAUCAAGGAAGAAGAAGAGAACGAGACAUACGAGCAAGUGUUGGGGUGGGCAUUCUAUUGCCAUUUACUCGGAUCUUUGCUUCUUGGCUUCUGUUCCAUUAUGGGCUGCUGCGUGACUUCUAUUUCCACCGGCAAGAGCAGAUCGGAGCUUGUUUCUAUUGAGGUAAAUUUUAAAAGUGAGCAUUCUGAAAUACUGUUUUAUUUGCAGCUUGUGGAAAACGGCGAUGGUUCCGAGCUGUUGUCUUCAAAUGGGCAAAACUUCAAAAGAUCUUUCUCAGCUGUCUACAAGGUUGAUUCAUCGGCACUGCGACAGUGGGAGAAGUCCUAUCUCAAAAAUGUCAUAGAGAAAGGAGGCGUGGAACAAGUAAGCAUUGAGCUUUGGUGUAAAAUCAGAACUGUUAAUCUUCAGAACUUCAAAAGGACUGCAUCAGUGCCAAAUUUCUCAAAACACAACCGAAAAUCUCGACGCUCGAUGCGACAACAAUCUGGAACUGAUUUCUUCUCUUCCACUUCCAACAUCACUGAAAUUUCCCACUUUGGAUCCAACAUCACUAUGAAUACCCAACAGACGAGAGACACUACCCAGACAGCUCCUGCUGCGGUGUCAGGGUUUCCUAGCUCUUCCCAUAAACCACUGAAAUCCGCAUUGAAAACUCCCACUCAAACUCGACGUGACUUCCCUCCACCGGAGCCUGCUGUCAACACUUAUUACGAGUAUUGCGAUUCAACAAUUGGGGUAUCAAGCUUCUUAGGGUCUAGGUUCGUUUUUUAUUCGACUUCAUCAUCAGAAAGGGAACUUCAGAACUCCAACUCGUCCUAAUCAUCCUUACGACGAAGUCUACGAAACCAUCCCGGGAGAAGACUAUUUGGAGCCAAAGAGUGUUCGGAACAACAGACUGUCUAAUUCAACACUGAGCACUACUGACUCUGAACACAAUCAAAAAAUGCUCCAGAAGACUCUGAUGCCAGUUAAUGGGUCCUCUCAAUCAAUUCCAGUCUCAAAAAGUCAAAAGACCACAGUUAUAGAUGACGUGGCAAAGAGACCAUCGUCAUAUAACGAAGAAGGAGACCCGAGAGAUAUUCAUUUGUUUAGAAUUCGUGAAAGAACUUUGAUUGAGAAGGAAGAAAGAGAGAAGUUUAUCAAAACUGCAUUCCUCCCCCCUCCUCCAGUUAUUCCACCAAAACCCAAGAGCAUUCGCGAGUUCGGAAUUGAUCUUUCGAAGGAGAGUGUUGGGUCGUGUAAAGUAGAAGAACCCGAGAUUCAAGCUCCCAGGCUUUCAGCCAUGCUUCCCCCAAAACUAGAAGAACGAGGAGCAUAUGCCGUUAAUCCAUGUUAUGACGAGUGAGUAAAAUGAACUCAUGUGUUUUCAGUUUACUGACUUGUUUUCCAGUUCUGACGACCUCCCGUCCCCGCCAGAGAUUGCGCUCAAUACGUUCGCAGCAAAACAAAAGUCAAUCACAAAUCUAUCUUUCCGGGGAAUGUCUGGAGGACCUUCAGCAGCUCAACAGAUCUUUGAUCGUCCCGAAUCUUUGGUUUCUGUUUCUUCAAGCGCCAGCAACAUCAAGAAUGAUACGUCCCGCCGGCCACUGACAAGCAUUUCCCAACAUUCGCUAGUUAAUCGCAGAUUGCUCAAUGUGAUUCCUGAUGAGGUGAGAAAAAACUUUUCCCUAAAAUUUAGCUUUCAAUUUCAGGUUGAUCGUUCUGUUGGUUCAUCGACAAUUCUGGAGAACGAGAUCCAUGAUUCUGCGUCUUCUUAUGCUCAGGAUGCAGAAGUUAGGUUGAAUCUCUUCAUGAAAGAUUCCUCAAAAAUCAGUCAGGACGAGACGACUGUUUGACACAGUAUUCCUCUCUGCCAGUUACGAGUUUCACGCAUUUGCAUUAUCAUUCCCUUUUCCAUUCCCUCCUCUCGCCGAUGAUCUCUAUGUCAUUCACCUGCCAGUAUAUGUGUUAUCGAAUAAAUGUUCUUUUUUUAAAUUUCUUGCGGGCUUAUGAUAAAACAAAACGCAGCACGUUUACGGUUCUAGAUUAGAUAAGAGGUGGUCUGAAGACUAUUGUCAGUAUGGAGACGCAGAUAACAACGUGCUACAAUAUCAGAAAUAAUACGGGCUCAUGAGCACAUGCGAGUGUUUAUCAGCGUCAUAAUUCUGAUUUCUGCGUCCACUAAGUCCUGAAACUCCUUUUCCCUCAUUUAUAAUCAUUCUCAUCCAAUUUUUCAAUCAUAGAAAAGUUUUGCUAUGAGUGGUCAACUUUUAUAAAAAUUGAAUAUGUCAACGUUUUCGAAGAAUAUUACCAACGGCGUUGCUUUUUGAUCUUUUAAUUCCAUUUUUGUCACACGAACUGUCAAUUCGAUAUGCAUGACUGCUCGUUUCUGUAUUAUUUCGCCACUCACUCAGACAGUCAUAGUUGCAGACUAAUGCGAGACGUAACCGAUAUUUCAUCUUAUGAUGCUACGAAUCUCGUCUUCUAUGUCAAUGGAAAACGAAUCGAAGAAAAAAAUGUGGAUCCCAAGAUGACAUUGGCAGCUUAUUUGCGGGAUCAACGUAAGUUUUACUUGUUUUCUUUCUAUAAAUUAAAAUAGCAUUUUAAGUGAAACUAACCGGAACAAAGAUCGGAUGCAAUGAGGGUGGAUGUGGAGCAUGUACCAUAAUGAUUAGUCAAGUUGAAAAUGGGGAAAUCAAGUAUGUUGAUGAGAGAACAUUUUAUGUUUACCAGAUUGUUCAGGCACUUCUCAGCAAAUUCAUGUCUGAUGCCCAUUUGCGGAGUGUUUGGAAAAGCUGUUACAACUGUUGAAGGAAUAGGAAGUGUGGCUAAAAAUCGACUUCAUCCUGUCCAGGAGCGAUUGGCGAAGUCAGACCUCACCAAAUAACCUAUGUAAAAGACAAACCAUUUAGAGCACACGGCUCUCAGUGUGGAUUCUGCACACCUGGAUUCGUUAUGGCCAUGUAUGCACUUCUUCGGAACAAUCCCAAACCGACUGUAGAUGAUAUCAAUCUUGGCCUUCAAGGAAAUUUGUGUCGUUGCACUGGAUACCGUCCAAUUCUUGAAGCUUUCUACAGUUUUGCAGUAGAUGAAAGUGGAACUUUGAAGGUCACCGAAGAGAACGGUUGUGGAAUGGGAGAGAAUUGUUGCAAACUGAAAAAAGCGUACGGAUGCACUGCAGAAGAAGUGACUCCAGGAUACACAGGAGGAGAAAGGAAAAGAGUUAGUCAAAACAGAUCUUAGCAAAAAAAGAUUUAUGGCAUUUUUUCAGAAGUUUCAACUGAGUGACUUGUCUGACUGCAAACCAUAUGACCCAACUCAAGAGCUCAUUUUCCCUCCAGAGCUGAAAUGUCACGGAUAUGAGGCAAUGUCAUUUGCCUACGAUCAUCACCACACAAAAUGGUAUCAACCUAUCAGAUACGAGUGAGUUCAAAAGUUCAUUGAAUGUUUGAUUUCUAUUUCUGCAGCGACCUUCUUGCAUUGAAACGUGAGCUGCCUCACGCUCGCCUGAUUUCUGGAAACUCUGAGCUUGCAAUCGAACUGAAGUUCCGUUUCAUUGACCUUCCAGCAGUAAUAAAUCCCACACAAGUGAAGGAGCUUCAUGUCCGAAAUGUAGAGAAAAAUGGAGUUUAUGUGGGAACUGGAAUGUCUCUCACAGACAUAGAUGUCUAUGCUGUCGAACUAAUGAAGCAACUCCCGAAAGGUAACAAAGCAUUGAUUUGGUACAAUGAAAAUCUUCGUUUUCAAGAACACAUUGGGAUUCUUAAACAUGUUCAUGAGAUGCUACAUUGGUUUGCUGGAAUCCACGUCAGAAAUGUUGCUGUUAGUCCACACACAUCUGUUUUCAUAAAAAAUCACCUUUUUUCAGUCUGUGGCGGGAAACAUUGCCACUGCUUCUCCAAUCUCGGACCUCAAUCCUAUCUGGAUGGCUGCCAAUGCUCUUGUUGUCCUUGAUUCGGAUGCUCGUGGAGAAAAACGAGUUCACAUCGACGAGGAGUUCUUCCUCGGUUACAGAAAAACUGUAAUCCAGCAAGAUGAGAUAAUCAAAGCUGUUGUGAUUCCUCUGACCGAAAAGAAUGAGCACUUCGCUGCUUACAAGCAAGCUCAGCGAAGAGAGGAUGAUAUCGCAAUUGUGACUGGAGCUUUUCUGGCCAAAGUGAACCCAAUUACGCUUGAAGUUGAAAACAUCAGAAUGGCUUUCGGAGGAAUGGCUCCAACUACCAAGCUCGCUCUGAACACCAUGUCCCAGUUGAAGGGUCAAAAAUGGGGUCAAGCUCUGCUCGACAAGGCUCUCACUCUUCUCAGCGAAGAGAUGAAGCUUCCAGCGGGAGUUCCCGGCGGAAUGUCUCAGUACCGACUUUCUCUUGCUCUCUCAUUCUUCUUCAAAUUUUUCUUAAAAGUGUCCAGAAAACUAAACCUCACAGAGAUCGUUGACGUGGGUCACACAUUGAAAAUCGGACAAAACGUUUCGAAAAAUUUGUACGCAACACAAGCGUAUCAAGAAGUUAAUGAGAACCAGAGACCGGAUGACCCACUGGGAAGGCCUUUAAAGCAUGUUUCUGGGGACAAACACACGACUGGAGAAGCUGUUUACUGUGAUGACAUCAAUGUGGCUGACUCCCUUCAUAUAGCAUUCGUCAUGGCGCCAAUCGCUCAUGGAACAUUGAACUCGGUUGACUAUACGGCGGCAUUGGAGGUGGAUGGUGUCGUCGGAUACCUUGAUGCUUCCGACGUUUACACCGGGGCACAAAUGGGUCACCACAACGAUACGCCAGUUUUUGUGAAGGACAGAAUUACAUACCAUGGACAGCCGAUCGCUGCAAUCGUGGCGACAGAUCAUGAGAUUGCACGGAAGGCGGCAUUUCUUGUCAAGUUGGACACUUCCGCCGCGAAGCCUAUCGUCACCAUCAAAGUAGGACAAAAUUAGGGCAUUGAAAUUACGAUUGAUUAAAUUCAGCAAGCUUUGGAAGCAGAAUCAUUUGUAUUCAAGCACUUUUACAUUCAUUCAUCGUUGAACGAAAAUGAGAAUGUUGUGCAAAACGACUGGUCGAAGUACGAGAGAGUCGUUGAGGGAUCCAUUGACAUGGGAGGUCAAGAACAUUUUUACCUGGAGACACAGCAAUGCAUAGUCAUACCGCACGAAGAAGACGAACUUGAAAUCAUUAUCUCCAAUCAGUGUGUCAAUGAUGUUCAAGUAGGGCUUCUCAUUCUCUUUGGGCCGUCAUAAACAAUGAUAUUCCAGAUUGAAGUUGCGAAAUGUGUUGGCAUAGCACAGCACAAAAUCACAACGAAGGUGAAAAGAAUCGGAGGAGGAUUUGGAGGGAAAGAAUCCACUGGAGCUAUUUUGGCAGUUCCCGCAUCAUUGGCUGCCAGAAAAUUCAACAAGCCAAUUAAGGUGAAAUUCGAGCGAUUUGAUGACAUGGCUAUCACCGGUACCAGACAUCCGUUCACUCUUCAAUACAAGCUGGCAGUUGAUGAGAACGGAAAAUUUCUAGAUUUGGCCUACACAGCUCUCUCAAACAGUGGGCAUACCAUCGACUUGUCUAUGGGAGUCAUGCGUGAGUAGAACUGUUCUCUUCAAAGAGUUUCUAAAAGGAUUUCAAGCUCUCAUCUUUUUAGAAAGAGCCAUGGUCCAUGCAGACAACGUGUACAAGUUUGGAAAUGCCGAUAUUAUUGGAAAAAUGUGUAAAACAAACUUGGCUUCCAACACAGCUUUUCGAGGAUUUGGUGGACCACAAGGAAUGUUCGGAACCGAAAUUAUGGUGAAGCAUGUGGCUGAGAAAUUUGGAUGGGAUCAUGAUGAGAUCAGGGAGAAAAAUUUCUAUCAGGAAGGAGAUUGCACUCCGUUCGGUAUGCAUUUGAAUCAAUGCAAUGUCAUUAGAACUUGGGAAGAGUGCAGAGCCAGCAGUGAAUAUGACAAACGGUUGGCAGCAGUACAGGAGUUCAAUAAGUAGGCUGAACUGACUGCGUGAAAUAAGAUGUUUCCGUUUACAGGAAUAACAAAUACCGCAAACGAGGAAUCUAUCUGACGCCUACAAGAUUCGGAAUCGGAUUUGGAUUGAAGCAGCUCAAUCAAGCGGGGUCUCUUGUCCUUGUCUACACAGAUGGAAGCGUCCUAGUUUCCCACGGAGGAAUGGAAAUGGGUCAGGGACUACACACAAAAAUCUUGCAGGUAACAAAAAUCAAAAUAUUUUGACUGAACAUAGAAUCUCUACAGAUCGCUGCUCGUUGCCUUGAAAUUCCCAUUGAGAAAAUUCACAUAAACGACACUUCCACCGACAAAGUACCCAAUGCUUCCGCCACCGCUGCUUCUGUCGGAAGUGAUAUGAACGGAUUGGCAGUUCAAGAUGCUUGCCGUCAAAUCAUGAAAAGACUGGCCCCGUUCAAAAAAGCGAAUCCAAAUGGAGAAUGGGAAGAUUGGGUGCGUGCUGCAUACGUCGACAGGGUCUCCCUAUCUGCAUCCGGAUUCGGAAUGUGAGUUAUUUCGUUUCCUACAGAGUCCGAAAGUGUGCGAUUGACAGAAUUCACCACGAGCCAGUAGACUUUUUCAAUGGAAAGGGAGCUGAACUAUUCGGAUAUUCAGUUUACGGAACAGCCUGCUGUGAAGUGGAGGUGGACUGCUUGACCGGAGAUCAUCAUCUUCUCCGAACGGACAUCGUGAUGGAUGUCGGAGAGUCUCUGAACCCUGCAAUCGAUAUUGGCCAAAUUGAAGGAGCCUUCAUCCAGGGUUACGGUCUUUUCACAAUGGAAGAAGUAAAGAUCCGUCCAGAUGGAAUCAGGCUCACUCGUGGUCCGGGAACAUACAAAAUUCCGUCUGCGGAUGAUGCUCCACGCCAUUUCAAUGUUUCUCUGCUGGGGAAUAGCAGUAACAAGAUGGGCAUUUUCUCUUCGAAGGCGAUUGGAGAACCCCCGCUCUUCCUUGGAAGCUGUGCUUUCUUUUCCAUUCGAGAAGCUGUCAGAGCUUAUAGAAUUCAGAAUGGACACUCUGUAAGUUCUGUUUCAAAAGAUCAUGAAAACUUUGUUUUAUAGGACUAUUUUGUCUUCCAUUCCCCUUCAACACCUGAAAGAAUUAGAAUGGCUUGUGAAGACUUUGUGACUUCUCAUGUGCCAGAACUUCCAGAAGAAGGAACUUACACCCCGUGGACAACAUCAGUCUAA
Caenorhabditis sp. 36 PRJEB53466 is the source of this 7865-nucleotide messenger RNA. The record is from the annotation of a GenBank genome assembly. Lineage: Eukaryota; Metazoa; Nematoda; Chromadorea; Rhabditida; Rhabditidae.